Molecule: messenger RNA, 9392 nt
Organism: Poecilia latipinna (sailfin molly)
Lineage: Eukaryota; Metazoa; Chordata; Actinopteri; Cyprinodontiformes; Poeciliidae
Gene: kcnb1
Product: potassium voltage-gated channel, Shab-related subfamily, member 1
Exons: 3
Coding region: 515-2911 (798 amino acids)
Biological process (GO): potassium ion transmembrane transport; action potential; protein homooligomerization
Cellular component (GO): membrane; voltage-gated potassium channel complex
Molecular function (GO): delayed rectifier potassium channel activity; protein binding
Source: RefSeq, a predicted model, not a curated record
CGCUGGCUGGAGGAGCCUGAGUGAAAUCAGCCCCGGCAGCAUCCCGUCCACAGUCACAGCCACUCAACGCUGCCAGGAAGCUGUUCAGAGGCGAGACUCAGACAGGAUCCCCAGCUUCCACUCCGCAGUCUACUUGUUGAUUCUCUCCAGAAGUGCGGCGGGAGGCAGACAGGACUUUAAGGCGCUGAUUUUUUUUAUUUUUAUUUUUUAUUUAUUUAUUUUUUGUUGUUAUUAUUUGUAUUGGCAGUAUGUUUUCCAUCAUGUCUGAGCGCGGCUGAUGAUGCAUCUCUCGGCUCCAGGCAGAGCGAAGGAGAGUGUGGCAGGCUUAACAAGUUGUAGCGCACUUACAAACGAAACGAUGCUGAUUUCGCUUCACGAGGUGAAUCGUCGCAUAAAGAAGACGCUACAAGAAACGAAGCGGGGUCCUGAUGCGGUCAUCUCCAGGAUCAUGUCUUCUUAAUCUUCCGGACUGCGUCUUCCAGGCUCUCCAAGUGUCCAACUGAGCUGAGCGAAGAUGAUCAAAACCGGCUCCCGGUUGACCACCACGCUGCCUCCGGACACCAUAGACAUCAUCCGGACCAAGACACACUCCCGCCGGGUGAGGCUCAACGUCGGGGGGCUUCUCCACGAAGUCCUCUGGAGGACCCUGGAUAGGCUGCCCCGCACACGGCUUGGCAAGCUGCGGGACUGCAACACGCACGAGUCCAUCAUGGAGAUAUGUGACGACUACAGCCUGGACAACAACGAGUAUUUUUUCGACCGGCACCCCGGCGCCUUCACCUCCAUCCUGAACUUCUACCGCACCGGGAAGCUGCACAUGAUGGAGGAGAUGUGCGCCCUCUCCUUCAGCCAGGAGCUGGACUUCUGGGGCAUCGACGAGAUCUACCUGGAGUCCUGCUGCCAGGCCCGGUAUCACCAGAAGAAGGAGCAGAUGAACGAGGAGCUGAAGAGGGAGGCCGAGAACAUGAGGGAGCGGGAGGGAGAGGAGUUCACCACCACAUGCUGCUCCGAGAAGAGGAAGAAGCUCUGGGACCUGUUGGAGAAGCCCAGCUCAUCGUUUGCUGCUAAGAUCCUUGCGAUCAUCUCCAUCCUCUUCAUUGUGCUGUCCACCAUUGCCUUGUCUCUGAACACCCUCCCAGAGCUGCAGGACACCGACGAGUUUGGCCAGCCCACGGACAACCCACAGUUGGCUCAUGUGGAAGCUGUUUGUAUUGCCUGGUUCACCAUGGAGUACCUGCUCCGCUUCCUCUCCUCUCCAAACAAAUGGAAGUUCUUCAAAGGUCCCCUCAACAUCAUCGACCUGCUGGCCAUCCUGCCCUACUACGUCACCAUCUUCCUGACAGAGUCCAACAAGAGUGUGCUGCAGUUUCAGAACGUCCGCCGUGUGGUUCAGAUAUUCCGGAUCAUGCGGAUCUUGCGAAUCCUGAAGCUGGCCCGUCACUCCACAGGUCUUCAGUCUUUGGGCUUCACUCUCAGGAGGAGCUACAAUGAGCUGGGCCUGCUUAUCCUCUUUCUUGCCAUGGGCAUCAUGAUCUUCUCAAGUCUGGUGUUCUUUGCUGAGAAGGAUGAAGAGGACACCAAGUUUAAAAGCAUCCCUGCCUCCUUCUGGUGGGCUACCAUUACUAUGACCACAGUAGGUUAUGGAGACAUUUACCCAAAAACCCUGCUGGGAAAGAUAGUCGGAGGUUUGUGCUGCAUUGCAGGGGUCUUGGUGAUCGCCUUACCUAUUCCUAUUAUUGUAAAUAACUUCUCAGAGUUUUACAAAGAACAGAAGAGGCAGGAGAAAGCCAUCAAAAGGAGAGAGGCUCUGGAGAGGGCGAAGAGAAAUGGUAGCAUUGUCUCAAUGAACAUUAAGGAUGCCUUUGGCCGUAGCGUGGAACUCAUGGACGUCAUGGUGGAAAAAACCGACGAGAGGAAGGAGAAGCUCCAUGACAAUCACGUGUCACCACACAGAGGAACACCCAGGAUCAAGUCACCGCUGAACCCCAGUAGUCCCAGUAAGACUGCUGAGUCCAGCUUCCAAGAAAAGGAAAAACCAGCCAGCAGUCCUCAGCAUCUCAGCGCACAGAAACUUGAGGAAAUAUACAACAACAUGACAAAAGCACAGUCACAAUCAAACUUCAACAGCAAGGAAAAAGCGUCACAUUCGAAGUCAGCCAGGCAGAAAGCUGAGUUUGAGAUGGGAAGCAUCCUCCCCGAGGCCGUGACUGGCACAGCGGAGGGAGUGACAGACAUGAAGAGCAUCUCCAGCAUCGACAGCUUCAUCAGCUGCGGACCUGACUUUCCUGAGAGCUCCAGAUUUUCACACAGCUCCGGGAGCAACAUGCCUGGAAGGGUCAGCACCAACCCCAGCCUGGAGCCCACCCUGGAGAAUGAGCAUGAGGGAUCGCAUGGUGCCACCAGCCCCCAGUCAGACAAAAGCACCAAGCUCAAAAACGACAGCCCAAGAGCUCCGUCACUAAACAACCCAAUGAAGGGGCGUUCACUUAAAGUUAGAGUCAGAGGCGGGGAGGACUCAGGGAAAGGAGGUCUCUCUGACAGCUCAUCGAUCCAAACCCCAGAGACAUCUGUCUACACCACUGCCAGCAGCAGGACGCCCAGCAAGAGCCCCGAGAACUUACGGCCAAGCAUCUUCACAUUCCACGACUCAUCUGUCAGCAAGUUCAUCGACGCCGACACGGACGAGGAGGAGCACCUGCACGACAGUUCGACGGCCAACGUGACCCAAAGACUUUUGGAGAGACCCAGCCCCAGGUUUGCUCAGCUCUCUGGCUUUCAACAGGGUCCCAACCACAUGGAGGGCCUCGCUAAGAAGCUGGGGAACAGCACCCUGCCGCUGGAAGGACAGGAAAACCACAUUUCGCCAGAGCUGCGGCCGCUUCAGGGGGAGAAGCGUCAGUAUAACUCUUAGAGUUGAUUAAAAGGAACGGCUUGCACAGAGGAUACAAAGAAGAGGAAGAUAUAAGGGAUCGCAGACGAAAAGCUCAGAGACUUGUCUGGGAACAAUUUGCAGGAAAACUGAAAGGACAAAAAGGCUUUUCCUACAAAAUUACAACACCUGUGGAUCACUGGAAAUAGUGUUGUUAUCUUCUCUAAAAUGUUCCUGAUGAUAACAAUCAGAAACGCCCUCAGAGUGGAAGAAUAGGAGUUGUUGUUUUUUUUUUUUUUGCUAUUUAUACGAGCCCAGGUUAUAAUGCCAUCAUUAGACUAGCCGCAGGAGUCUAGUCUAUAAUUUUUAUAACCUGUUUUCUGAGAACCCUGGAUAAAAUGUUAAAGCCACUGCAGCCAAAGCUGUCAAAUCUUAGUGAAACAUAAAGGGCAUCAAAACAAGGCACAAUAAGAGGAGAUAUUUUAAAAUCCUCAAUUGCAGUAUGAAAGGAAGACAUACAUCUUCUCUCCCUACAGUGUAUAUUUAUAUACAUUGUAUGUUUCAAAGGCGGAGGGUGGAGAACAUGUUCUUUCUUCCUACAACUUCCUUUAAAACUGGCCUUAGUUCAUGUUGUCCUGUGUUUUACGUUUUGAUGUUGAGGAGGAAAGCCUGAGGCAGGCUGAACGAUAGCACAUAAGUAUCUCUGUGUGAGUGUGUGUGUGUGCGUGUGUGUGUGUGCAAUAACUACCUUUCACUUAUAUUUAUUAUGUAGCAAUAGUCGUCUUUCAUCUUACGUCAGAUCUUCGGCAGAGUGAAGUGUUUCGGUCUGUUUCUUUCAAACAGCUCAGCGUUUCUCCUGGGUUGGCAUUUUUACUGCACAGAUUAAACUGUGAGGUCACGUCCAUCCUCGUCAUUCAUUGGUGGCGAGAGAGAAAACAUCGUUUUGGAAAUGUUGCACUCUUGUUUUUCUUGUUAUGAUCAGUGGCGGCUCUGGAUAUGGGAAAUACGGCUUUCUACCCAGAAUGAUGCCUCACCAGGGGGCGCAAUAGAGGAGCAAAAGCUGAAAAGUUACUUGUCUGUGGUGAAAACAGGUUUUAUUUGGGACCCAGUGGCUCCCUGCGGUGUGCAGAGUGCAGGCAUUGUAAUAAAAUAUUGUUGUACAUCAUUAUGAUGCUAAAGUUGGUGUCUGAGUCUUAGCUCAAAAUUCUGAACCGCCUUUUUACCCUUAUGUGGAUUAUUCUUCGCUCAACAAAUUUCUACACAUACAUUUUAAGAUUUAUGAUGCACUUAUAGCUACUUUUUUUUUUUUUGGUAAAAAAAAAAAAAAAAAAAAAAAAAAAUUUUUAUUGUUUUUUAAAAUUAGGAUCACAUUAAGCUAAAAUAAGCAUAAAACCUUGUCAAACAUGUAGUAGUUUAUGUUAAAUUGAUUCCAGAUGGUCUGUUUUUUUUUUUACUAAAUGAUGACCUUGGUGACCUGAUGCAUUUCUUCCACUCAGAGGAAUGGGAGUGUGAUUGGCUGUCAGCAGGGAGACAGAAGGAGCAGCUCCCCAGGAACCGCCACUGAUUAAAACCUUUAUUCUAAAUGUCUGAGUGUGUCCUCAAGUUUGGGUUACAUUUUUCCAUCAGUCGUUUUUUUGUUUUUUGUUGUUUUUUGUUUUUUGUUUUGUUUUUUAUUUAAGCUUCAAGCAGUUGUAGCGGAUGAGGUGAACUUUGCAUUAAGCGACAGGAGACAGCAGAGAAAAAAAAAAAUCUGUUUUGUAUGAGUGUAAAUAUUGUACAUGCAUCCGUGCGAAGCCAGACUCUACAACGACAUUACGCAUCACCUGUACAAAAUUUUAAAAAGUAAUUUAUAUUUUUAAGAUAUUUUCUAAAACAACUGACAUGUUGUGGUAACCUCAUAGUUAUGCAUCUGAAAGCACCGUAUGUGCUGUAUCUCGUCGAGGGAGUUGCUACUGUUAGACAACAUUCUGCAGCACAUAGAUUUAUAUUUGCUACAGUCUCUCUGUACGCGCUUGUUGCAGUCUUUUUGUGCAAUGUAAAGAACCAAAGAAUUGUUCUUUCUGAUGACAUGUACAGACGGCUGUACAUCCUGAUGUUUUAUCUCAAAAUGUUGGAGCAUUCCUUUAAAAAAGAAAAAAAAAACGUAAUCAGAGUUAUUUCAGGGAGCCGUAUUUGCUCAUGCGGGGCAAACAUAUAAGCAGGAGGAGGAUAUUCUGGGGUUCUAACAAAACAGCUUUGAAAAAUAAGUUUCAUUUUAUGUUUCUUGGCAGGUUAAUCGCUUUCAAAAGAUAAAAGGGUGUGUAUUGCCUGCACUUAGACACCAAAUGUUCUGCAUUUUGCUCUUUUCUUAAAUGCACCUGAUGACACCAAACCUGGUGCUCUCACACUAACUUAAUUUAAAACAUACAAACCUUAUGAUAUAUGUCUUGCAAGCAUGAAUCAAAGCAACUUUUUGCAGGAAACAUACAUUAUAGUGGACCUAUUUAAUGUAGAUGGUUUUCAUUAGAGAUACAAGUGCCAGCCGUGUUCAUUGGAAAACCUGGUAAAGAUGUGUAAAAGCCACUAAUGGUCAGUUACAAUUGCAGUAACAUAUUAUCGCGCAAAUGAAAACAGCUUUAAUUUGAGGGCAUUUAUCCAGUACAGAAAAACAUCACAUACUGUAAAACCCUCUUUUUCACUUUUUCUUUUUCUGUAAUAUUUUAAAAUCUGGGAGAAUUUGCAGAGUAUUUUGUUUAAAACAUCCAUCUAGCCUCUCUUAUGCUCUCUGGAAUGUUUUUUUUUUCUAUUUCUUUAACAAUUUUGUGUUAAUCUAAUCACAUGUUUUGACUCACUAUCACACUGAAGGAGCCAGUUGCAACCUAUUUUCAGUUUUUCUGGCAGAGAAAAUCUCCCUGGUGAGACAGAACCACUGAAAACAGCGGAUCUGAAGUGAUUCUGAUUCAGUUUUUGCAGUGGUGAAAGGUUUUAAUGUGUGUGCAGGACAACAGCAGCUGCAGAAAAGAGGAAGUGAACCUGCCGCCGAGGCCAUGUGGGGGACGGCUUCCGUAAAUGCUCUAACUUUAACACUGAUCUAAAAUUCCUACACUUAAGGAUGACAAUACUUUUACAUUUUAAGCAAAGAAAAACUAUAUCUAAUUGUGAUCUGAUACGAGAGGUUUGUUCUUUUCCUUGUGUUUGAGCUUGGUUUCUUCAUAAAUACAUCUCUGGAAAUAACAACCAAUUUGUCCUGUUGCUUCAAAGUUCAGCAAAUGAAACUUGACCUCCUCUCCCAGAUUCUUCCACACUUUUAUUGCAACGCUGGCAGCGGCGGUAAUGUUCUUAACUCGAAGAGGGCCGCCAAAUCAAAUUCUGCUUUAUGACCUGUACAACCAGCCACGGUUCAAUUCUUCCAAAAUUGUCAGUGUGAGAUUUUGCUGCAGGGAUAAAAUAUGAAUUUAUUCUCAGGCUUUUUUUAACAUCUUCACCAGGAGUCCCAACAAAUAUGUCUGGCACUGUGGUAUGAGUUAGAUAUUUCUGUGCCUUUGCUUUUAAUAUCACCCUGCAUUCUGAAUAUGCCCUAAUGGAGUCUGAAUAACGAGCAAAUAAACACAAAAAGGACAGAGUACUCAUCCUGUGGAGCUUUUAUGUUUGUUUCUUUUUUUAAACUCUAAUGUCUCUCUCUCUCAUGCACCAAACAUUUGGAUGGAAAAAGUCCAGAAACACGAGCAGGUGCCGGCUCACUCUCGGCAGACUGAACGGUUUCCAUGGUGAGGGGCUGAGAUGACUGGAUGGCUCACAUUUGAUGCACGCAUGUAGCCUAAUUUACUCGAGGACGGUUACAGACUUGAUCUUAAUCAGUUCCUUUAUUCAUCUCAGUUGUGUCUUCAGUUCAGGGGAAGAAGCAGAAAACUGGAUUGUGGGUCUUUCAGUCAGACUGUCCACAUCGUCACUUUUAUGUCACUCGGUUGCUUUCGCGGAAACAUGCACCCGUCUCCGCAAAUCACAAAAGAGCAGACGGAGCGUGGCCACACGGACCUGGGUGUGACCCGCUGCUUCAGGGAUGGAUGUUGAUGAAGAAGACUUCAGCCACCUUGUUCCUGAAGGGAGGGAGGGAGUGUGAAAUGUGAACAGAGCGGGAACAAGGAGUGUGCGACAGACGGACCGAGCUCCAGAGUUAUCAGCUUGAUUUAAACUGACAUCCUGAAUGACGGCUGGAGCGCUCUGCUUCCCAAAGUCAUGGCUAACUUCUGCUUUGAAAAGGACUCACCAUAGCUUCAACUUUUCACCUUUUGUCUCAUGACAAACACAAACGUACUGGGAUUCUAUGUGAAUCUUAAAGCGCAUAAGUGUGAAGUCGACAGCAAGAUGUGCAUUUUUAAAGCUUUUGCCCGUGUUUAGCUUUCAUCAUUACUCCCUAAAUAAAAUACAGUGCAACAACUAACCUACAAAUUCACCUAAUCAGUAAAUUAAGUCCACCUGUGUGUAAUGUAAUCCUAGUAUAAACUGCACAUAUUAUGUGAAGGCCUCAGAGGUUUGUUAAAGAAAAAAAAAAAAGGUGAACAAACAGCAUAAUGAUGACCAAAACAAAAUUGAUGGUGAAAUGGUUCAAACCAUAGUUAGGUUAAAGCAAUAUCCUGAGCUUUGAGCUUUAAACAUCACACAGACCUCUGUUCAAUCCAGAUGUAUGGAGAUAUGUCCUUCCACCUGACCGAAUGACGUAAAGAGACAAGAAGCCAAGCGGACCGUGGGAACUCGGAUCAAAGUCUUGCUGGAAUAAAACUAUAAGAAGUUCCAUUUAAAAUCUCACCCAUGUUGAGGCCACAUCAAACAUCUGGAAGACGUUUCUCUAAUAAUCCAAAACUCAAACAGAGCAGUAUUUGUUUCAGAGGACUGACGUUGCACAUCGACAGAAAAACCUGCUUGAAGGAAGCAAAAGAUUUUGACAAUGAGAUGGAGGUUCACCUUCUAGCACGAAAAAGUCCAGCCAGAGAUAAAGUAUGAUUGUUUAUAUCAAACUAUAUUCAUGUGUUAGAAUAGCCCAGUUCUGUCAAAUUCAAAUGAGAAUCUGAAAACGGAUCUUCACAGAUGUUCUCCACCCAGUGUCAUCAGGCUUCAGCUUGCAACUUUAACUGCAGUGAAAUGGCUCUUCUAAAAGCAUCUAAAGCAUUUUUUUAAUCCAUAUGUCAUUUUCCCUCCACUUCACAUUUAUGCACCGUUUUCUGUGGGGAAUACAUUUAGGAUUGUGGCUGUAAUAUGACAAAUUGUGUAAAAGUUUUAAGGGUUGUGACUUCUUUCAAAUUGCAAGGUGCACUAACUUCUACUGAGCUCUGCUCGUGCUUGACAACGAUGCAAUCUUAAAAACAAAAAACUGAGCUCCGUCAGAGCCAGGACACGAGCAAGGCUCUCGUGGGUCUGUGUGUGCGAGUCCUAGUUCUGUUUUGUUUUGUUUUCCCCUCAUGACGGCGCAAAGGCAGGCUGCAGCAUCCUUUUGAGGAUGAGUUCGCAUCUCUAAUUCUAUAAAUAUCCCCUUGGCUACGCACAGGGUUUGGUCCUACAGGAAGGGCUUGGUUACAGCAGCGUUGUCAUGCAUUUCAGAAGAACACAUUUUGUAACAAAAUACUCCAGAAACGGAUGGAGAAAAAAAAAAAACAGUGGAGCUUAUUGGGAACUGCGGAGUCACUGGUGUGUGGGCUUUUUUUUUUUUUUUCUUCCUUUGUCAGUCCAGUCUUUAGCAAUGCAUGGUAAUGGAAUAAAAAUGUCAAACUGACAAAUGGUUGUAUGACCUUCUCUACAAGAGAGGUGUUGGAGACAGAAGAGAGGAGCAGAUAGAAAACGGGGAGGUGUGCAACACGCUGAAGGAUCAGGGUUCAUUAGCAUUCAUCACAGUCAGACAUGCAGUAAAUCCCUAAAAACGAGCCUCUAAUUGUCGCCGAAUCUCUUGCAAAAUAAGCCAUAGCAAAUUUAGCAGAUGCGGCUCCUUUCUGUGUUGGAUGAAUGGUAAAUAUUUUCCUCAUAGCUUUUUGUAUUUUCUGAAUUGCACUUUGUUGGAUUGUCUGAAGGAAGUCCUCUGUUGUCUUGUAUUAAUUGAAAUAUUGAUAUAGAACACAUUUUGGGUUCAACUACUGUCUAACAACACACACACACACACACACACACACACACACACACACACACACACACACACACAAAAGACUUCAAAGAACGAGGUUGUCACAUUCAAAAACAGACAAAUUAUUCUUGAAUCAUCCCGCUCCUUCAGGGAAACAAUCAGUCUUCUUGAAGGUACGUGGUUCUCUGUGUGCUGCCCUCAUGAUGUGGUUGAGAGAAAAUGUUUUGUAAAAGUUUCAGACUUUGUACUUGUUGAGUUUGUAGAAGAAUAUGUUUUUUUGUUUUUGUUCUUUUGCUUUCCCUGUUUUCCUCAACACAUGUAGCGCUAUAUGACACAAAGUACAUGUAAAUAUAAUCAGAAAAGCUGUAGGAAAACGAUUUUCAAGCCUAUUUCUUCUUUUACCGACUGAUGCUUAAUAAAAGACGAUAAACUAGC